Cladophialophora carrionii CBS 160.54 is the source of this 444-nucleotide messenger RNA. RefSeq lists its product as uncharacterized. NCBI's taxonomy places the organism in Eukaryota, Fungi, Ascomycota, Eurotiomycetes, Chaetothyriales, Herpotrichiellaceae. The record is from RefSeq and is a predicted model, not a curated record. The transcript has a single exon. Bases 1 to 444 code for a protein of 147 amino acids.
AUGCAGCAGCUUCAUUCUCUGCUACGGUUGACUGACACUAUCAAGACAGGUGAACCCUCUUCCGUCGAGCUUGAAUCCAGACCACCAGCCAGAUCCAAGUCCUACCAGCAGUGGCUACUGCCAAUUGCAGUCCAAGUCGUCAUUCAGCUCCUUUUCAUCGUCACAUUCUGCAGCCUUCUCGUCCCUUACAUGAAAUACGCUGGAGCAAAGAAAGCCGCCCGGCAUGAGAUCUGCAAGAAAGAUGCACGAACUCUGUACGAGAAAAACCUCGCUCAGUGCGAUGUCAAGACUGCUAUAAGCCUGCGUGGCGGGGCUCUGGGAUUGAAUUGGUUGGAAGUGGGUAUGGUGACUGCAACCGCGGUAGCGUGGUAUUAUGCGACGUGGAUGGCCCAGGGGUGGUUGGCUGUGAGGAUCCCAUUUCUGAAGAAGGGUCAGGAGAAGUAG